Knipowitschia caucasica is the source of this 291-nucleotide messenger RNA. Lineage: Eukaryota; Metazoa; Chordata; Actinopteri; Gobiiformes; Gobiidae. The record is from the annotation of a GenBank genome assembly.
AUGAAUGGCGGGAUCAUCUCUGUAAUCCCGUCCCCUCCCAAACACGAAACCAUAUCUCCUCCCGGACCCAGGAGAGUGGGCCCCCUGCGCGGAGACGAGCCCGGGGAGAAGCAAAUAUCAUCUGUACAGCUGUCUGGAACGUCCCUCCCCAGCCGCCUCUCCUGCUCCUACAGCCUCAUCAUCUCAGCCCCAUUCCCGGUGAUUUAUGUGGACAUAGAUCAGAGCACGGGAGCGGGGGGGGGCGGGAGGCGAGGGGGAGAGACGAGGGAAAGGGGAAAAACUCACUCGUGA